Molecule: messenger RNA, 3208 nt
Organism: Amphimedon queenslandica
Lineage: Eukaryota; Metazoa; Porifera; Demospongiae; Haplosclerida; Niphatidae
Product: CUB and sushi domain-containing protein 1-like
Exons: 18
Coding region: 17-3055 (1012 amino acids)
Biological process (GO): cell-matrix adhesion
Source: RefSeq, a predicted model, not a curated record
CCAGGAGCUGAAGACCAUGUUUGCACUAUUGCCAGCACUAGCAUUUCUGCUUCUAUUUGACUCAUCACGAGCCAACUCAAAAUCACAAGCUCUCACUCGCUCACAGCUACUCUCAUUUGGACCAGGAACAAAUGAUAAUACUUUACAAAGAGGAGAUGACAUGACAGCUAGCAUAAGGCUAUCACUGCCAUUCACUUUUUACAAUACAACUUACACAGAGCUAUUUGUUUCCACUAAUGGAGCAAUAUCUUUGGGAGAUGACUCGUCAUCUUUAGUUAACGUGCAGUUUCCUCAAGAUAUGAUGGACCAGCCUCUCAUAGCACCUUACCUUGCUGAUGUGGAUACUACUGGCAUUGGUAAUGUUUACUAUAGGCACAGCAAUGCUGCUGCUGAUCUUGAAUAUGCCAACGAGUUCAUACGUAAUACCGGUACAUUUGCUUCUUCUUCUGCAUCGCAAAUUGUUGUUGUGACAUGGGACUCUGUGGGUUAUUAUAGAAGCAAAACUAACAAGGUAAACACUUUUCAGUGUAUCUUGGGUUGGAAUGCUCAAGAAUCUUUCGCCAUCUUUCUCUAUGUCAACCCAUUGCUAUGGACUACUGGUGAUGCAAAUGGUGGAAGAAAUGGAGUGGGAGGAAUGCAAGCUCAGGUUGGGUUUAUUGCAGGAGAUGGCUCACGCUUCUUCACUUUACCUGGCUCUGGCUCUAAUUUUGUUCUAGCACUUGAUUCUGACACUAACAUUAUGCAGCCAGGCCGGUAUGUGUUUCAAAUCAACAGUGACAUUACUGAGCCCACAGUUGUUGACUGUGGCAGACUUCAAGCUCCCAUGGAUGGUAGUAUUGCAUUCCAGUUUGACUUGACAACUUUUAAUUCAGUUGCCACUUACAGUUGCAACUUUGGGUUUACGCUAAUAGGCAGUGCUAACAGAACUUGCCAGUUGAAUGGAAGCUGGUCACCUGAUGCACCAACCUGCAAUGUUACUGAUUGCGGUACACUUGAUUUUGAUAGAAGUACUACUGAUGUGGUAAAGAAUGGGACUGGCUUAUAUGCUGUAGCAAGGUACAGUUGCAUAAUAGGCUACGUACUCCAAGGAAAUUCUAUUCGAACAUGUCAGACGAACAGUAUGUGGUCUGGAACAGACCCUACCUGUGAACCAAUUGUGUGUGAUAAAGCACUGCUUUUUCCUGCUAAUACGACUGCUCUUACAAUUAAUGCCAAUCGAUUCACAUUUCGCUCAAUUGCAACAUAUACCUGCCUACCUGGGUAUGUCGUACGAAGUGCUAUCACACGCACCUGCCAAUCCGAUGGAACAUGGAGCUCUACUCCUUCUUAUUGUGAAUUUAUCAAUUGUAACAAUCCGCCAACAAAUAAUGAAGUUGGACUCAGUGUGCAAUUUACCAGCACUUUCCUCAAUGCUCAAGCUACUUAUUCUUGUGCAAGUGGUUACACUUUUAAUGGAACUGCUCUAAGAACAUGUGGUACCAAUGGACAGUGGAGUGGGAGCACACCCCAAUGCAUACCUGUUGACUGUGGCAUGCCUCCAGGUAUUACUGGAAGAGACAAUCUAAUGGCAAACUUUGACCCCUCAAACACAACAUUCGGAAAUGUAGUAGUCUAUUCAUGUGAUAUUGGCUUCAGAUUAGUUGGCUCUAGCAGUUUGACUUGUCUUGCCAGUGGCAGUUGGUCUGGAGUUGCACCAACAUGUCAAGUGAAUGACUGUGGACCAUUAAAUCCUAAUCGACCAUUGAUGGUCAGCUAUAAUACAACAAUUGUAAACAGCACUGCAAAUUACAGUUGUGAAACUGGAUAUGAGAUUAAUGGAAAUCCAACAAGUUCCUGUCAGCCAAAUGGCCAAUGGAGUGGCCCUGAGCCAUCAUGCAUAGGAGUUGAUUGCGGUGAUCCUCCUCAGGUUGCUGGAACUGGCCCUACAAGACCAAUAAGUAGCAGUACCAGCAACAGGUUUCCUUCUGUGGUUCAAUACUCCUGCAUUACUGGUUAUGAGCUUGUUGGUUCUGCCUUCAUUUCAUGUUUGCCUAAUGGCAGUUGGAGCAGCUCAGAAGUAACAUCUCGAUGCAGACCCGUUGAUUGUGGAAGCCCAGAAGAUGAAAGCUUUUUCUUAUUCAAUGAUGAAAUCAAUGUCACAAUCACAUCAACUGAAUUUGGAGGAAUAGCCACUUACAGAUGUCUUGAAGAAGGAAUGGUCAUUGAUGGAAAUGAUCGAAGAGUGUGUGGAGCUGAUGGUAACUGGACUGGAACGACACCAACAAACUGCACUUUUGUUGACUGUGGCAUUCCUGAGCUACCUUCCUUUGGCUUCGGUGGCGUUGUCAGGGAUUUUAAUGAAACCAUAUUCAACAGUACCGUGACGUACAGCUGUGAUGAUGAUGACUUGACUCCAGUGGGUGAGCCAGUAAGAGUUUGUCAGGCCAAUGGCCAGUGGAGUGGAGAACCCCUCUAUUGCAGAAGACGAACCAAUUUAUUUGUCAUUGGAUUGAGUAUUGGGGUUACCAUUGGAGGGAUUUUACUUUUACUGUUGCUACUGUUACUGCUUUUAAUUUGUUUGUACUGCUGCUGUGCUGGCAAAAAAGGAAACACAACACCUAAAGAAAAGAAGGAUAGGUUUGGAUCACGAGACAUUCUUGUUUCAAAUGAAAACUUGUAUCGAAACCCUGCAGUUGAAUUACCUCAGAAAAAUGGACAUGCAUAUGAUGAGCCUGAAGUUGUAGUUAUGAAAGAAACGACUGUUGAAUCUACUCCACCACCAGUAUUGCCUCCUAAACCUGUAACACCACCUCCACCGGCUGUCGUCGAAAGACCAGCCCCACUGCUACAGGCUGAAGCACCACCUUCAAAGAAACAAGAAUCAAACAAUGUAACUAUUCCAAGAGUAAUCCCUCAAGUUGGGAGCCAAGAAGAAACAAUUGAUUUUGGUCCAGAUGACCCGUUUGAAGGUGUCGAUGAUAAAGACAUUGAUUCCGUGCACAAUUUCCGCUUGCAUUAUCUUGGGAAUGAUGACAAUCAGAGCAUCUCCAGUGAUAAAAAAUAUUACGCUAUUUAACAGUCAACACAAACAUUAAUUGUUUUAAUUAGUUAUCAAUAUAUAUAUUCGUAUUAAUUCAUAAUAAAGUGUUAUUGUGUUGUAAUAAAGUGUUAUUGUGUUGUAAUAAAGUGUUAUUGUGUUGUCUAUAAGAAAAUAAGUUUGUUGGCAUAU